Aaosphaeria arxii CBS 175.79 is the source of this 732-nucleotide messenger RNA. RefSeq lists its product as uncharacterized. NCBI's taxonomy places the organism in Eukaryota, Fungi, Ascomycota, Dothideomycetes, Pleosporales. The transcript has 3 exons. The record is from RefSeq and is a predicted model, not a curated record. Bases 1 to 732 code for a protein of 243 amino acids.
AUGGCUAAGCAAUCCGACAAGCAUGGCAUCGUUUGGAAGAAGCGGAUUCUGGUUCCCCUCUGGAUCGUGCGCAUCAUCAUAAUGCUCUUCCUGAUCGUUGUAUACUCCCUCGCCGUCAAGAUGAUCCACGACAACCACGAAGAAGGCCUCCGCGCACCAGGCACCGGUACCGUCAUCGUCUUCAUGCUCUUCAUCGUCGCCGUCCUCCUAGCAGACGUCCUCGCAAUCGUCAUGUUCAUGCGCGAUGCGCUCGGCCCCAACACCUUCCUGAUCCUCAACUCCUUCCAGACCGGCUUCUGGACCGGCGUCCUGAUUUUGGAUUUCGUCGCGAUUGGAAGGGGCGCCAACGCCGUGGGCAUCGGUUUCACCAUCUUCGUCUACCUAACCUUCCUCGCCCUCUUCGUCUACGCCAUCAUCAACUACCGCCGCUCCAAAAAGCACGCCCAGCGCGGCAACUACGGUCCCGCGCACAACCCCCUCGCCCCUACCCCCGGCCAUCAAAAUGCAUACGCACCCCCCUACGCCGGCGCCACGCCCUACGGCCAGCAGAACACCGCGUAUGCGAGCGGCGGCGGAUCCCACGAACUGAACCAAAACCCUCAGCAGUAUUACGGUAACGCGCCGCCGUACGGUGGACAGUUUGCGGGUGCGACGCAAUAUGGGGGAGGAGCAGGAGGCGCGGCGGGCGAUUAUUACCAUCAGGAGCCUGCGAAGCCGGCGCAUAUGGUUUGA